AUGUUCCUCUAUAGAUGUCCAAGUCGACUAGGUCGUACUCCUGACGUGGAAGACUUCACUGUUGUCCUUGCCAUUCAUUGUUCCUCGACUUCUUGUUGUACUCCCACACCGUCAUCGUCUAUAUGGGCCAUCUGGUCUCCUAUAGAGGCUACAACAACAGCUGUUGGUGGUCCCUGGGUGAAACCUCCUCUGCUACGACAAUUCGAUAGCGGUCGAAACUCUCUUCGGGGUGAAAGCGUCUAA
Nezara viridula (southern green stink bug) is the source of this 243-nucleotide messenger RNA. The record is from the annotation of a GenBank genome assembly. Lineage: Eukaryota; Metazoa; Arthropoda; Insecta; Hemiptera; Pentatomidae.